Messenger RNA from Cottoperca gobio, 2559 nucleotides. RefSeq names its product apoptosis inducing factor mitochondria associated 4 (gene aifm4). Bases 136 to 1743 code for a protein of 535 amino acids. NCBI's taxonomy places the organism in Eukaryota, Metazoa, Chordata, Actinopteri, Perciformes, Bovichtidae. Gene Ontology annotation, molecular function: 2 iron, 2 sulfur cluster binding; oxidoreductase activity, acting on NAD(P)H. The transcript is spliced from 19 exons. The record is from RefSeq and is a predicted model, not a curated record. Gene Ontology annotation, cellular component: cytoplasm.
GCGGGCAGUUCUCCUGCGCUCGCUCUUGAAUAACCCAAGAUUGCCUGUCGUUCCUCUGCGGAAAACACUGUCGAGGGUCAGAUUGAAACAGCAGAUGCAUAAUCUCUUACUGUCGUUAGGCUGAAGAAAAUAGGAAUGAAUCUGUGCCAAGGUGCAGCGCAGGAGGACUUGGUGACUGGGCUGGUAUGUCAGGAGGAUGACCUGAAAGAUGGACAGAUGAAGGAGGUGACUGUGGGGGAUCAGGUGGUGCUGCUUGUCCGUACUCGGGGUCAGUACAGUGCCGUGGGAAGCCGGUGCUCUCAUUACAAUGCUCCUCUGGUCAAAGGAGCACUGGUUGGUGACAGAGUGCGAUGUCCGUUUCAUGGGGCUUGCUUUAAUGUCAAAACCGGAGAUAUUGAAGAGUAUCCAGGUCUAGACUGUCUGCCUAGUUAUAAGGUAAAAGUUGAGGAUGGCAAGGUGUAUGUUUCCAUCAACAAAAAUUCUCUGAAGUCGACAAAGCGGGUAAAGGAGAUGUGCAGCAUGGUGCCUGACGUCAAACACACUAUUCUGCUGAUUGGCGGAGGCCCUGCGUCCCUGGUGUGUGCUGAAACACUGCGGCAGAACCGCUACCAAGGCCGAAUCAUCAUUGUUACCAAAGACAACCUGCCUCCAUUUGACAAGCCCAAACUGAGUAAGGCUAUGAAUGUGGACAGCAGCGACAUCCUCCUCCGAUCAAGUGACUUCUAUCAACAGUAUGGGAUUGAGGUGUGGACCCAGAAGGAGGUGGUGUCUGUGAACCCGGCUGAUAAGGCGGUGAAGUUGAGUGACGGCACUUUGCAGCAUUACGACCAGCUUCUCAUCUCAACUGGCUCGAGAGCGCGGCCGCUGGACUGUCCUGGUUGGGACCUGAAGGGAGUGAAGUUACUGCAGAGAUAUGAGGACGCCAAAGAGAUUCAUAACUCCGGCCUGGGCCGAAAAGCGGUUGUGAUCGGUGCCUCCUUCAUAGGUAUGGAGGUGGCCUCCUACUUAUCAGACAAAGCUGCCAGCGUGGCCGUGGUUGCCACCUCCAGAUACCCGUAUGAGCGAUCUCUGGGGCCAGAGAUCGGCAAAAUGAGUAUGCAAAUGUUGGAGGAACAAAAUGUAAAGUUCUACAUGAACGACGGAGUCACUGAGAUCCAAGGGGAGAACGGCAAGGUGAAGGGGGUGCUGCUGAAGAGUGGUAAAGUCCUGGAGGCUGAUGUGGUGAUUGCUGGAAUUGGUGUAAUCCCCAACUCAGACUUCUUGGCAGGAAGCAAGUUGGAAGUGGAUUCAAGGAAAGCGGUUAUUGUUGACAAGUUCAUGAGGACAAAUAUUCCAGAUAUUUUUAGCGCUGGAGAUGUUACCUCUUUCCCUCUGACCCUCCGUGGAGACCAAAGGGUCAACGUUGGUCACUGGCAAAUGUCACAAGCUCAAGGAAGAGUAGCUGCCCUAAACAUGCUGAAGAAACAAACCAAAUGUGAGUCUGUUCCUUUCUUCUGGACUGUGUUACUUGGGAAAAGUAUCCGAUACACAGGCUAUGGAGAAGGAUACACAGAAAUCAUAUUCAAAGGGGAAGUGGAAGAGAGGAAGUUCCUGGCGUUUUAUAUAAAAGACGAGGCGGUGGUAGCUGCGGCCAGCCUGAUGUUCGACCCCGCUGUGGCUCGUCUUGCAGAGCUGAUGGCGACUGGCCAGAUCUUCACAAAGACGCAGGCUCAAGCUGAUGACCUGAGCUGGCUGCAGAUGUAACCAGAGGCCCGCUGUCUCCAGGAGCGACGCCUCUCGGUGACAAAGGAUGUCGCCUUUCUUUCUUGUUCCUCUCUCCAUGAAACGGUGCCAAAGAGGAUUGCUCUAUUUGUUGCCCCGGGGCGUCUGAAAGCCAAUCAGAUCUCUGCUCUCACUCAGCUCUGUUACCAUAGCAGCAAGCAAAGCUUUUUGUACUUAUUAAUUAUUGCGCAAUGCGAAUAAUCUGAUUUCUGUGUAACGAGCUCGCAUUGUCUGGAUAAGUUUUAACUACAGCUGCGCACCCAAUUGAGUAGUUUUUUUUGUAGUAUAAUAAUGGUAAUAUUAAAAUAGUUAUAUUUACUAUUUAAUCCACUUAAAACAUUCUGAAAACCCACACAGCAAUCCACUUGUCUUCGUUACAAUAUAUUUAUAAGUAACCUUUUAAAAAUCUAAAAUACAAAGGUCAGUUAAAAUACUGCACUCAACAAAUGUCUUUUUAUUUAUUUUUUACGUUUAUUGUCAAUACCUGUGUAGUUGUCGCUUCAAUGCUUGAAUCAAUCAUACAUGUUUAUAGCAGGAUGUAGCUUAUUUAGUUUUGUCAUAUCGUUUGAAAUCAAAUCUACUUGAAGAAAAUAAAAGCACUUUAUGUGAUCUUACCUUUCACGUACUUACAAAUAAAGUCUGGAUGAUUUGUGGUACAUAACUAAAGCUCAGGUAUUUAAAUAAAUGUGUUAAUCUGUCCGUAUCAUCCUUACUGUUGUCAGUCUGUGGGUGCAGUAUGAAGGUGUUUUCUUUAAGUUGUUUGUUACACUGACCACAAUAAAUCAUCACUCAACCUUU